Molecule: messenger RNA, 995 nt
Organism: Xiphophorus hellerii (green swordtail)
Lineage: Eukaryota; Metazoa; Chordata; Actinopteri; Cyprinodontiformes; Poeciliidae
Product: modulator of apoptosis 1-like
Exons: 2
Coding region: 13-543 (176 amino acids)
Source: RefSeq, a predicted model, not a curated record
GCAGAUCCAACAAUGAAGGAAGAGCCAACGUGGUCAACCGCCACUGAUCCUACAGUUUCCAGACAGAGACUUGAGCAGCAACCUACCUCACGACAGAGACCUUCUCUUCAUGAUGAUGACAUCCAACCACCCGAAGUCCAGCGCUACGUGGUGGAACACAUUAUGAAAACUGAGGAAAGUGCUUACCAUCUACAAAGGCUCCGAGUGUUUUCUGGACGGCUGCCUAGACCAGCACAUGAAGCAGACUACGAGACCUGGCAUUCAGGAGUGGAUCUGCUACUAAAAGACCCAUCAGUUUCUGAGCUGCAGCGAUCAAGGAGGAUCGUGGAGAGUUUACUUCCCCCAGCCGCUGAUAUGCUGAAGCAUCUAAGUUCAGAUACUCCACCUACUGUAUAUCUGAACAUAUUGGAUUCGGCAUAUGGCACGGUGCAAGAUGGAGAAGAACUCUUUGCAAAAUUCAUGGACACUUUCCAAGAUGCAGGGGAGAAGCCAUCUUCAUACCUCCAGCGGCUGCAGGUGAUGGUGGAGCCGUUGCUGCUUUAACCAAAUUGACUCAGCAGUUGGCAGAACAACUGGCAGAUGUACAGCGGCAGCUGGCUAAGCUAACAUCCACAACCACCCAGCCCAGGACUACAUCACAACCUAAAGUAAUGCACAGUAAGCCGGGUGAAAAAGGGGGCAAUACAGUGACAUCCAAACAGUCCCCACCAGUCCAUGUUAAACCUGGUUAUUGUUUCAGGUGUGGUGAAAAUGGUCAUAUUAAGCCACAAUGUAAUAAUGAACCAAACCCUGCUCUUGUUGCCAGAAAAAGGAAACAGUUUGCUCAGCGACAGCAGAACAUCUUUCAGAAGAAGUUAAACUAGGCAUGGUUCCUGUUGCGGGACAAACCGGAACCAGUCCCAGCCAAACCGGUCCCCUUAUUAAAGAAAAGACUGUUAAAUGUACAAAACUGCAAGCCCAAGCUAAUAAACUACCCACUCAGCUACCCAAAGGUU